AUGGGCAAGAACCAGUUGAGGCGGGCUAGGAAAAAGGCUCUUAAAUCACAGGCGACUGAGACGUCCUCAAACACACCCCAGGCGCAGGCCCAGGUCGAUGAAAACAUAUCGCCAAGUGUCUCCAAGGCUGCUAGUACAGAGCUACAAAUCACGGUGUUCCCGGAUUCUGCCGAUCCACUAUGGCAGAUGUAUAAGGAUAUCGUUGACAAAUUUGAAGAACCCGAAGAUGAAAAAUCGAGUUUGAAGGAGCCUCCAAAACCAGAAAUCUACUUUGACGAUGAUAAUGAAAUACCGGAUGAGGAAGAGAAAGAAUCUUCUAUAUCGAAACGGAAGCGAAAGGAAUUAAACAAGCUUUCUGUCGCCGAACUGAAAGCGAUGGUCCGAAGGCCUGAAAUAGUCGAAUGGACGGAUACAUCAGCCCCUGAUCCUCGGUUGCUUGUCCAUUUAAAGGCACAACGCAAUGUUGUCCCCGUGCCUUCGCAUUGGAAUCUGAAACGGGAAUACCUGUCUUCCAAGAGAGGUAUAGAGAAGCCACCAUUUGCUCUUCCCAAGUUCAUCCAGGAAACCGGAAUCUCGGAGAUGCGCGAUGCUGCAUUGGAGAAACAGGAGCAGGCAACGUUGAAACAGAAACAGAGGGAGCGAGUUCAGCCGAAAAUGGGAAGAUUGGACAUUGAUUAUCAAAAACUAUACGAGGCAUUUUUCCGGUUCCAGACUAAGCCGGAGCUUACACGGUAUGGCGAAGUCUAUUACGAGGGCAAAGAAUACGAGACCAAUCUUAGACACCUCCGGCCGGGUGAGUUGAGUGCUGAGCUGAAAGAGGCGCUUAAUAUGCCACCUGGCGCCCCUCCUCCUUGGUUAAUCAAUCAACAACGAUACGGCCCGCCCCCUUCUUACCCGGCUCUGAAGAUUCCAGGUCUCAAUGCCCCUCCGCCCCCUGGCGCUAUGUGGGGAUAUCAUCCUGGAGGUUAUGGAAAGCCUCCAGUCGAUGAGCACAACAGACCUUUGUACGGUGGCGACAUAUUCGGUGUGCUACAACCCCAGCAAUCCGUGCAGCAGGGCGAACCCGUCGAAAAAGACCUUUGGGGAGAAUUGCAAGAACCAGAUAUCUCAGAGGAUGAAAGCGAGGAAGAGGAGGAAGCAGAGAGUGCGGAUGAUGAUGAUGUCGAUGACGUUGAGGCAGGAGUGCAGACCCCAAGUGGAUUAGAAACCCCCAGUGGGUUGGCUUCUGCUGUUCCAUCUGAGAUGACGGGUCCCAAGAAUAUUGCUGGUGAGUUCGACGUACGAAAGCACUAUCGGGGAACUCAGACCGAAGAGUCGGUGGGCCAGAGGAGCGCUUUCCAGGUCAUUCCAGAGAGACAGACGCAAGUACAGGGGUUUUUCGGUGCUGAUAGGGCAUAUGACCUUGGUGCAUCCUCGAACACUCUGCCUGUGCUCGGCUCUGAUGACAGUGGCAAGAAACGCAAAAGGCCUGGAGACGUUGACGUAUCUGUUGAUCCCGAUGCAUUGCACGCGAACGAUGGCAUUGAUCGAGAGGAUAUAAAAAGGUUAUACGAUUCCCAGAAAAAACAAAGCAAUCCAGGCUGGGAUUUUCAGGAAGAUCUUAGCGAUAUGAUUGCGCAUGAGAGCCGAAAGAGGCUGAAAUAG
This is a messenger RNA of Aspergillus luchuensis, 1644 nucleotides long. Its product is annotated as U2 snRNP complex subunit CUS1. Gene Ontology annotation, cellular component: precatalytic spliceosome; U2-type spliceosomal complex; U2 snRNP. The record is from RefSeq and is a predicted model, not a curated record. Lineage: Eukaryota; Fungi; Ascomycota; Eurotiomycetes; Eurotiales; Aspergillaceae. The transcript is spliced from 2 exons. Gene Ontology annotation, biological process: mRNA splicing, via spliceosome. The coding region runs from base 1 to 1644 and encodes 547 amino acids.